Molecule: messenger RNA, 767 nt
Organism: Metopolophium dirhodum (rose-grain aphid)
Lineage: Eukaryota; Metazoa; Arthropoda; Insecta; Hemiptera; Aphididae
Exons: 2
Coding region: 187-507 (106 amino acids)
Source: RefSeq, a predicted model, not a curated record
ACAGUCAUACUCUGAGGUUACUCGGCGUACUAUAUACUAUUUUAAAAAAACAUAGUUAAUAAUAAUUGAAUAAAAUGCUAUAAGUGUGCUUAUAUUUUCAAACAUGUUUUGGUUUUUCACGUCAUAAAAAUUAGUGGUAGUAAAUCGUUAUUUUUCUCUUGGCUGUUCGCGGAAGAAAAUAUAAAGAUGUAUAAUGGGUAUUCGAGUCCAAAACGUUCGUGGUUCGUCGAAGGAGAAAUGGGACGUAAACUGCAAGGUUCGAAGGACACGUACGACAUAGACAGUCUGAUCUCACCUAUUUAUGCGAUGACCACGAACAGUGCCGGCUGGAUGGGCUACAAAGCAGUGCCCGUCGAUGAACCCAAGCCACGGACCCCAUUGUUCCUGAUUGAUAAUGGUCUCAGUGCUAAGACACUAGAUGCUAUGUUACACAUAUUCAUUAUAUGUUUAGUACUUUUCAUUAUCGUCAACUGUAUGUGUAAAUUUGUUUGGUUAUUUUUAAAAUGAUAUUGUUUUAUUAAUUAUCGUGUGUGUAUACUGUAUAUAGGUUAUAGUCUUAAGAGCCUUGCUAAAACGUUUUUAGUUUAAAUAUUAUUAUUAUUUUUUUUUUUCCAUUAUUAUUAUUUAUUGCGUGAUAUAUAAAUAUAUUUGUAUUUAUAAUAAUUCAUAAAUCAUAUUUUUUUCAUAAACCAAAUGUAUAAUUUAUUGACAAUUGGAUUGUAUUGUAAUUUCAUUCAUUCAAUAAUACAAAGACAAUAAUUAUUAAA